Messenger RNA from Contarinia nasturtii (swede midge), 603 nucleotides. RefSeq lists its product as uncharacterized. Lineage: Eukaryota; Metazoa; Arthropoda; Insecta; Diptera; Cecidomyiidae. The transcript has 7 exons. The record is from RefSeq and is a predicted model, not a curated record. Bases 48 to 410 code for a protein of 120 amino acids.
UGCGAAUAAAUAUGGAGAUUUGAGAUAGAGAAAAGUCAGUUAACAAAAUGUUACUUUCUCGAAAUCUACUGGUGAUCGCGCUAAUCGUCUCGGUAAUAACUUUGCCGAUCUAUGCCAAUGACAAAGGAAAAAGAAAGAACAAGGCAAAAAAAGAAGAAUGUCCAACCUCUGGUGGAACUCAAGCAAGUGGAUACGAUGACGUGUUGACAUCUUUGCUGAUGAUGCAGCUGGGAAACCAAAAUGAUGCAAGCCUUAACACCUUACAGGCACUAACUGCAGAUAUGAGUGAUGAACAAAUUGCUGCAUUAGAAGGAUUAGCAACCCAAAUGGCGGUAAAUAAUAUUUUAAAAGAAGAAGAAAAGAAGGAAAAGAAACAAAAGAAAGAAAAGAAAAACAACCGAAAAAAGUAGAUAUUUGUAUUGGCAUCCAUAAAAAAAAUGAAUCCAUCAAGAAUAAAAAGCGUUUUUGAUAAAUCGAUUAAAAUAAAUACUGAACUGAUUUCGCACUAAAAUAUUAUUAAAGAAAAUCAUAUUUACUGUAAUUUAUAAUUGAACGCUCUAGAAUAAAAACAACGUACAGAAUGAUUGUUAUAUCAAAGCGGAA